Colias croceus (clouded yellow) is the source of this 470-nucleotide messenger RNA. It is a transcript of the gene QIL1, whose product is annotated as MICOS complex subunit MIC13 homolog QIL1-like. Lineage: Eukaryota; Metazoa; Arthropoda; Insecta; Lepidoptera; Pieridae. The coding region runs from base 52 to 420 and encodes 122 amino acids. The record is from RefSeq and is a predicted model, not a curated record. Gene Ontology annotation, biological process: cristae formation. Gene Ontology annotation, cellular component: mitochondrial crista junction; MICOS complex. The transcript is spliced from 3 exons.
AAAUAGACAUAAUUAUUGAAUAUUGACCGUCACUAACAGUGUGUAAAAAAUAUGUUGAAGUUCGGUAUAAAAUCGGCGAUUUUGGGCUCAGCCGUUUACUACACAGUGGAUAAAGGUGUUUGGAAAGACAGUUCCACUACAGCUGAACUUUACAAAGAAUUAGAAGAGGGAGUUUCGCCAUAUGUUGGUGAAGUAAAGAAGCAAAUACCAUAUGAGCUUCCACCCUUACCAUCAAAUGACAGAAUAUCAUAUUUAUUUAAAUACUAUUGGAAUUGUGGUGUCAAAACAACAUUUAGAUUUUUAGUGGAUUUACCAACACACACAUCAAAUGCAGCUGUGAAGACAUAUGAUUACAUUUCCACCUCGUUAGAAGGAGGCAACCAAAAUAAAAGCUCUAAUGAAGAACAAUCGAAACAAUGAAUGUAGUUAUGUAGUAUUUAUUUGAUGUUAAUAAAUUGGUUUUAAAGUUA